AUGUUACAGAAUGUGGUCCUAAAUGGAAAUGGACAUUUUCUGUAUGGCAAAGAAUCUAUUCCAAUGCAGCCGUGGAAAGUGGUUGAUUUGGAAGGGUGUCUCUAUUACGCCUUCCUUCCAGUGAAUCAGUCAUCAAAAGCAACAGAGGAGCAUGAAAGUGAUCAAAAACAAAAUGACAAAAUAUUGAAAACGGAUGUUGAUAAUGUGGAAAGUUCUUUUACAAUUCCAAGUGACAACAAUAUAACGUACACGAAUGUGUCGAAUAAUUUUUAUGCGGUAAAAAUAGAACGCGAGAAUACAUUUGAGAUGGAGAUGGGAGACGAUCAGUCUUACAACGAGGAGGAUAAAGUCUAUGCUUGCGACGACUGCAACAUUUGCUUUCCUGUAAUGCAAAUGUUGAAACGCCACCGUGAUAUGGUGCACGAGCAGGAUGUUAAAGACGUUGAGAAUAUUACGUACAGAUGCAACUUUUGCAGUUACGAGAGCACCAACAAAUCAACUCUCAAUUCGCACAUCAACAGAAAACAUUCCGGCAGAAAACGUAUCGUUAAACAUAAGGGUAAAUUUAAAUCCGUUAUUAAGAAAGAGUACUCGUGCGACGUGUGCGGAUUCAAUUGUCCGAGCCGACGACGGCUGAAAGAGCAUCUCGAUCGCAAACACGGGUCCGAGUACAAAUACGAUUGCGAGUACUGCGGCAAAAAGUUUAAGGUAAAGAGUGACAUGAGAUUGCACGUGCGUUUCAAGCAUAAAGAGAGCCCGAUAAUAUGCGACGUCUGCGGUAAAACCUGCUCUAACAGCAAUUCGCUGUAUGUGCACCAAAAGUGGGCGCACUUCAAGCCCAAAUACGAAUGCGAGAUCUGUAAGAGACGUAUGGUCACGCAAAAGAAUCUGGAUCAGCACAUCUUGCUGCAGCACGAGCGCAGAGAGAGCUUCGUGUGCGAAGAGUGUGGCAAGUCUUUCUCAGAGAAUCAUCGAUUGAAACAGCACAUGAUGACCCAUACCGGCGAUCGGCCGCACGAUUGUCAUAUCUGUGGCAGGGCCUUCGCACGUAGAACUGCGUAUAGGCAACAUUUGUUAAUUCAUACUGGAAAACGACCGUAUAUUUGUGACAUUUGUGGGAAAGCUUUUACGCAAAAGCCUGGAUUGAUAUGUCAUCGGAAAUCUCAUCCUGGAGUACAUCCUCCUUUACCAGUAGUGCAUAUCGAUCAUAUCCUCAAUGAUUUCAUGAACAAACAAUAA
This is a messenger RNA of Pogonomyrmex barbatus (red harvester ant), 1239 nucleotides long. RefSeq names its product zinc finger Y-chromosomal protein-like. The record is from RefSeq and is a predicted model, not a curated record. NCBI's taxonomy places the organism in Eukaryota, Metazoa, Arthropoda, Insecta, Hymenoptera, Formicidae. Gene Ontology annotation, cellular component: nucleus; nucleoplasm. Gene Ontology annotation, molecular function: zinc ion binding; DNA-binding transcription activator activity, RNA polymerase II-specific; DNA-binding transcription repressor activity, RNA polymerase II-specific. Gene Ontology annotation, biological process: regulation of transcription by RNA polymerase II.